AUAGAAAAGCACUAGCACAAUGUGCUGGACCAGACUAACUUUUUUGAUAUAAAUUUAAGAUGCACUUUCAAUAUAGAAGUUGCUUCACCACUCCAAGAGCUUCCACUGCAACCUCUUCACACAAAUUAAUGUCACGCAUUACAGUGAGUGCUUUGUCAGAUGUUUUCAAAAUAGAGCACACUUUGCCAAAAGCAUUUUUUCUUGUUGUGUAGUUCUUGUUCUGUUUCCUUCACAUUUAACCCACUAGGAUUCUUUCCUAAAUAAGAAGAGAUUUUCAUUUCAGUUUCACUUACCCUUUUGACUAUUUAAGGAUGCAAUCACUAAACCAAGCAUAAUAUUUCAGAUACUAGAACCAGCACAACCAGAAUAUGAGUUCCCAGAGUCUCACAUUCCUUGCAAGCCUGUUUCUUUUGCAGCUUAUAGCUAGUUGUCAAGCUCAACUACGUGUUGACUAUUACAGAAACACAUGCCCAAAUGUUGAAUCAAUAGUUCGCACUGCAGUUGAGAUGAAAUUUCAGCAGACAUUUGUGACAGCACCUGCUACACUUAGGCUCUUCUUCCAUGAUUGUUUUGUUCGGGGAUGUGAUGCUUCAGUGAUGCUAGCUUCAAGAAGCAGCACUGCAGAGAAGGAUAACCCUAUCAAUCUUUCACUAGCGGGUGAUGGGUUUGACACUGUGAUCAAAGCAAAGGCUGCGGUUGACAAUGUACCUGGCUGCCAAAAUAAGGUUUCUUGUGCUGAUAUAUUGGCUAUGGCAGCUAGGGACGUCAUAGCAUUGACAGGAGGACCAUCUUAUGAAGUAGAGUUGGGAAGGCUAGAUGGGAGAAUCUCUACAAAAGCCAGUGUUAGACACCAUCUACCUCAUCCUGAAUUCAAACUAGCACAGCUGAACCAAAUGUUUGCUUCACAUGGCCUCACCCUUGAAGAUCUAAUUGCUCUAUCAGGAGCACAUACUAUUGGGUUCUCUCACUGCAGCCAGUUCUCCAAACGAAUUUACAACUUCAGAAGCAGGAACAGAAUUGAUCCAACACUUAAUCCUGCAUAUGCAAAACAGCUCCAGCAAGUGUGUCCAAAAAAUGUGGACCCCAGAUUUGCCAUUGGAAUGGACCUAACUACGCCUAGGACAUUUGAUAACCAGUACUACAAGAAUCUUCAGGAAGGAAAAGGACUCCUUUCUUCUGAUCAAUCUUUGUUUACUCAUAAAAGAUCAAGAGACCUAGUGAACUUAUUUGCAACCAACAGCACAGCCUUUGAAAAGUCUUUUAUAAUUGCUAUGACAAAGCUUGGACGGAUUGGGAUCAAAACGGGAAAGAAGGGUGAAAUCAGGCGUGAUUGCACAAUGGUUAAUUGAGCCACUGACCUUGUUUUCAAAUACUUCUUUCAGUUUCAUUUUCCUUUGUUAUAAAGAAUGUUUUAAGACUAGUGCAGUGCAGGAAUGGGAAUAAUAAUAAGUUAUAAUACAGGCAAAGCCACUUGAGUAUACUAUAAUUUGAUUCUGGAACAGUCUCUAAAAGAGACUAGGGGUGGUGACUUAAGCUUUGGGCUCUUUCAGAUCAAUUCAAAUAGUGAGGCAUUUAUUUUGUUUUUAUUAGCAUCUACCCGCCAAUCGUUGGAUCCGGUGCGAA
This is a messenger RNA of Gastrolobium bilobum, 1623 nucleotides long. Its product is annotated as peroxidase 45-like. The record is from RefSeq and is a predicted model, not a curated record. The transcript is spliced from 4 exons. The coding region runs from base 369 to 1349 and encodes 326 amino acids. Lineage: Eukaryota; Viridiplantae; Streptophyta; Magnoliopsida; Fabales; Fabaceae. Gene Ontology annotation, molecular function: peroxidase activity; heme binding. Gene Ontology annotation, biological process: hydrogen peroxide catabolic process; response to oxidative stress.